Centruroides sculpturatus (bark scorpion) is the source of this 381-nucleotide messenger RNA. Its product is annotated as apoptosis regulator R1-like. The transcript has a single exon. NCBI's taxonomy places the organism in Eukaryota, Metazoa, Arthropoda, Arachnida, Scorpiones, Buthidae. The record is from RefSeq and is a predicted model, not a curated record. The coding region runs from base 1 to 381 and encodes 126 amino acids. Gene Ontology annotation, molecular function: protein homodimerization activity; protein heterodimerization activity. Gene Ontology annotation, biological process: regulation of apoptotic process; extrinsic apoptotic signaling pathway in absence of ligand; intrinsic apoptotic signaling pathway in response to DNA damage. Gene Ontology annotation, cellular component: mitochondrial outer membrane.
AUGAAUGUUUACAAAUGGAGGUCGCCAACAGCUACUCUGAAUGAAGUGAACAGGGCAAUCAGAUCGCUCGGAAACAAAAUCAAAACUGAAUAUCGAGUCAGAAUUUUGGAAGCGCCUGCCAAUCUGAAUGUACAUUUUGCUUGUGUCACUUUCUUGGAAGUUGUCAGCGAAUUAUUCAACGAUGGAAUUAAUUGGUUUAAAAUCGUAGCAUUAUUUGUGAUCACUAGUGACAUGGCUCUCAUUUGUUACAGAAUAAACAAUCCUGAACUGGUCAAGCACAUCGCAGAAUCGUUGAGCUGGUAUAUUGAAACUAAAUUACUAAUAUGGGUUCGAAACAAUGAUAAUUGGAAUGGUCUGGUGGCUUUCCAGGAAGACAUAUGA